This is a messenger RNA of Nerophis ophidion (straightnose pipefish), 1307 nucleotides long. It is a transcript of the gene eif3i, whose product is annotated as eukaryotic translation initiation factor 3, subunit I. Gene Ontology annotation, cellular component: eukaryotic translation initiation factor 3 complex, eIF3m; cytoplasm. Gene Ontology annotation, biological process: cytoplasmic translational initiation. The record is from RefSeq and is a predicted model, not a curated record. The coding region runs from base 158 to 1135 and encodes 325 amino acids. Gene Ontology annotation, molecular function: RNA binding; protein binding; translation initiation factor activity. Lineage: Eukaryota; Metazoa; Chordata; Actinopteri; Syngnathiformes; Syngnathidae. The transcript has 11 exons.
CACACUCCGACCAUGCUAUCAGGCCAGGCAGCCACAUGACGUCAUUUCCUUUUCCGCCUCAGCGCUGUCGCCUACACAGCACGAGUGUUGAUAUACACAUCUUCAAUGCUGACUUUUUUUCUACUAAACACCGUCAAAUAACACUUUCUUGGCAAUUAUGAGACCCAUUCUACUGCAGGGGCACGAGAGGUCCAUCACGCAGAUCAAGUACAACCGAGAAGGAGACCUGAUCUUCUCUGUGGCCAAAGACACUGUGGUAAAUGCAUGGUACUCGGUCAACGGGGAACGCCUGGGCACCUAUAAUGGACACACAGGAGCUGUGUGGUGUGUCGACUGCGACUGGGACACAAAGAAUGUACUGACGGGAUCUGCCGAUAAUAGCUGUCGACUGUGGGACUGCGAAACAGGUAAACAGCUGGCCCUGGUCAACACCAACUCUGCCGUGAGAACGUGCGGCUUCGACUUCAGCGGCAACAUCAUCAUGUUUUCCACAGACAAGCAGAUGGGCUACAAGUGCUUCCUCAACUUUUUUGACCUGAGGGAUCCACAGCAAAUUGAAGACAACCAGCCCUACUUGACAGUGCCGUGCAGCGAGCAGAAAAUCACCAGUGCUGUGUGGGGGCCGCUGGGCGAAUUUGUCAUCGCCGGCCACGACAAUGGCGAGAUCAACCAGUUCAGUGCCAAGUCAGGAGAGAUCUUGAAGACGGUCAAGGAGCACACCAAGCAGAUCAACGACAUCCAGUCGUCCGUGGACCUGACCAUGGUCAUCACCGCGUCCAAGGAUAACACGGCCAAACUCUUUGAUGCAUCCUCCCUGGAUCACAUCAAAACUUUCAGGACAGAAAGACCCGUCAACUCCGCCUCCAUCUCCCCCAUCAUGGACCACGUGGUGAUGGGUGGAGGUCAAGAGGCCAUGGAGGUGACCACCACCUCCACAAGGAUCGGAAAGUUCGAGGCCAGGUUUUUUCACGCCGUCUACGAAGAGGAGUUCGGCAGGGUCAAAGGUCAUUUUGGACCCAUCAACUGCGUGUCUUUCCACCCUGAUGGCAAGAGUUACAGCAGUGGCGGAGAGGAUGGAUAUGUGAGGAUUCACUACUUUGACUCCCCAUACUUUGACUUUGAGCUGGAGGCGUAAACGACAACCAGUUUGCUGAGCUCUGCCUUCCCUGGUAUCAUCAUUUUCCACACACAAACAACAUGUCUGGUUUGGAUGUCUUUCCAAAAACUUGUUGGAAGCCCACAAUGCAGAAUUAUGGACACAUUUUAUGUAAUAUCAUUCUACCAACAAAGUUACUUUUCGUCAUACA